Messenger RNA from Petromyzon marinus (sea lamprey), 2593 nucleotides. The record is from RefSeq and is a predicted model, not a curated record. NCBI's taxonomy places the organism in Eukaryota, Metazoa, Chordata, Hyperoartia, Petromyzontiformes, Petromyzontidae.
GGAGCUGGGGAGCCCUCGCGGACGGACGCACAGCCUGGCUGGACGCUAUGGCCUCGUCAAGCCGAGCCGGCCCUGCGCCACUCGCACCGCCGACUCGGCAGGGGGAGGAGGUGGUGGAGGAGGUGGUGGAGGAGGUGGAGGAGGAGGUGGAGAGGGAGGAGGUGGAGGAGGAGGUGUAGGAGAGGGAGGAGGAGGAGCGGGAGAGAAGACCGAAGGGAACCAAUCGCGGCACGCAGUGAUGCGGUCGCACUCGAGGUCGAGCAGCUUCGGAGGCUUUGACUUCGUGACGCGGGCCAUGGCAGAGGACGAGCAGCCACUCGUCCACGUCACCCCCUCCCACCCCCCCGAUCGUGAGUCCCCCGCCAACGAGCACCCGUCCCCGGGGCUGAUCCGGCGCGUGAUGGCCUCCGUGCGUCGCAAGCUCCUCACCCCCUCGCCGCGGCACGACAAGGCCGCCUCCAGCGAGGCUGUGGGAGGCUUCUCUUCGUUCGGGCCUAGCGUGGGCUUCAGCCUGGGCCGCUCGCGCGACAGCCUGCAGUCCAGCGCAAGCAGCGGUAGCGCCUACAGCUGUGCCAGUGGACACACGGUGGACUCGUCGGUGGACACCCAGCGGACGAGGGAGGACGGGGAGGGGGGCUCCCUGGACCGGUGCCGCCACACGGAGCGUCCCUCGCGGCCCCCUCACCGCAUCCGCCUCGCCACGGUCCCGCACGUGCUCAAGCGCAUCGGCAUGGAGGAGCACACGGGCACGCUCAUGAGCAACGGCUUCGAGGAGCUGGACAUGCUGAAGCUGCUGGAUGCCGACGACCUCACCAAGAUGCGCAUCCUGGACCCCGAGCACCGAGCCUGCCUGCUCACCGCCGCCCAGCUGCUGCAGGAGUGCGAAGAUUCCUCUUACAACGACGUCGUCUCCAGAAAUGGCAGCGCGAGGCCGUCGCGCGACUCGUCGCCCGCCCCGCCCCUUCCCGCGCAAGCCCCGCCCCUUCCCGCGCAAGCCCCGCCCCUUCCCGCGCAAGCCCCGCCCCUUCCCGCGCAAGCCCCGCCCGCUCCCGCGCAGGCGGGGAGGCCCCCCGUGGCGCAGGCCACGCCCACGCGCUCGCGAGCGUCGCCGGUUCUCACCCUCGCCGCCCAGGCCGCGGCACCUCCCGGGCAGGCCGCGGCCUUUCCGGCCCAGCCUCCGCCCGCGGACGGCUGGGGCCCGCCCAGGGCCAGGCCCGUGCACGGAGCGUCGCUCCCGGACUUCCUGGAGGACGAGGCGCGGCACUGGGAGAAGCUCUCGCAGAGGAAGCAGCACCGGGAAGUGGCGACGUCUUGGGGGCUCGUCCGGGAGAGCGCCGGCAACCGCAGCUACCCCGACGGGUUGAGCCUCGCCGCUGGCACCGCCGGCACCGCCGGGUAUUACCCUCCUGCUCAUUCUUCCCCGGCUCUGGUGCCCGAACCAGCCGUGAAUUUCGCUGUCCAGCGGGAAGCGAGGCUUGUGGAGCUGAUCCCGAAGAAGCAGCAGCAGCAGCAGCAGCGGCAGCGGCGGCCGCUGUCGGGAAACCUCUCCGAAGAGGACGGAAGGAGGGAACAGCUCUGCCGGAGCCGCAGAGCCGGAUACGGGAUCCCGGGGAGCAGGGAGCCCGUUCGAAUUUCCGGAGGCUUUCCGGACUACCCCCCGGGCCAGAUCCCUUACCCCGGCGCCGAGGGACCCGGAGGAGCCCAGACCGCCGGGAAAGCCGCGGCGGCGGCCGGAGACCCCCCGGCAGUGCCGGAGGGCGGCGGACGGAGGGAGCAGCCUCCCCGAGGGGGCUGCUCGAUCCCGGGGAACGGGGAGCCGGCGAGAUUGACCGCGGGGCCACCCGACUACCCUCCCGGCCGCGUGCCGGACGCACGCGGGCCACCUCGGACCGCCGGCAAAACCGUCGCCGGGACGACGCCGGACGCCGACGCCGACGCCGCCGACGCCGACGGAAGGAGGCAACGUCUCCGGCCCCCCGCCGCAGAUCGCCGCGGUUACGGAAGGCCGCUCGGCGCCGCCUCCGCGGACGGGCACGGGGUGGCCCGGGCCGCCGCCGGCAGGCCCCCGGGAACGCCGGAGGGCGGGGGCUCGGGACGGGGGGGCCCACCGACGCCGGCCAGGAAGUUUGCCCGGGAAGGGAAGCCGUUGGAUGGCGGCGGAGGCAGUGGGGGCAGCGGGGGCGGCGGGGGCGGCUUUCCGGCGGAGAAGCGGAGGAUGGCGGCGGUCGUGGUGGGCGGAGUCCCCGCGGGGGGCGUCCCGGUGGGAUUCUCCAAAGAGUUCUCGCAGGAGCUCAGCCACAAGCUGCAGCAGUCGCUGCACCACAAGGCGGCGGCGGCGGCGGCGGCGGCGGCGGAGCCGGCGGUGACCACGCGGGUGGUGCCGCGCAUGGGAACCACGGUGCCGGUGUCGGAGAUUCUCGCGGACAAGCACAGGAGCCCGACGGCAGCGGCGAAAUAUUCGGAGGGUUGAAAUUUCAUUCUGAAGACUUGGGGACAUCCACUUCAACUGCUGUUGUGAGAGAUCCGUUGUGUGUGUUACGGUGUACGAGUGUGUGUGUGUGUUACGGUGUAUGAGUGUGUGUGUGUGUUACGG